Molecule: messenger RNA, 8956 nt
Organism: Mytilus trossulus (common blue mussel)
Lineage: Eukaryota; Metazoa; Mollusca; Bivalvia; Mytilida; Mytilidae
Exons: 21
Coding region: 250-4242 (1330 amino acids)
Biological process (GO): regulation of apoptotic process
Molecular function (GO): protein binding
Source: RefSeq, a predicted model, not a curated record
CAAAGCUUCCUGUUCCUGCUAUCGACAAACUACAAUUCUUUUUGACCAAGAAGACGUCAAUUCAAUGACUUUAAAGGAUUCUGAUUGACUGGUGGCAGAAGGGGUAUGAAUAUAAAGUGGCAUUAAGGCCUUGCAGACAGACUUAACAAUAACAUGCUGAAGUUGCAAUAACAGUUUGACGAAGACCCACAUGUAAUCCCAUAUUGACGGUUGUAGAACUCGUACCAACAGAUUUCACUUUGGGAUAUAAUGGCAAGUUGGGAUGGGAAACUUCUUACAGCUGCAGAGAAUGGGAAUAUAAAAGAGGUAGAAUUAUGUGUAAAGAACAGAGCUAACUUGGAAUGUAGAGAUGGUGAUGGAGAGACACCAUUAAUUUUGGCCGCUGAGGAAGGACACCUGGAGGUAGUGACCUACCUCGUCACUCACGGCAGUCAAUUAGACGCUACAUCCUCGGAUGGAUGGACACCAUUAAUGUGGGCGGCUGAGAGAGGACACCUGGAGGUAGUGACUCACCUAGUCACUCACGGAAGUCAGUUAGAAGUUACAGACAGGAGAGGAUGGACACCAUUAAUGUUGGCGGCUGUGAACGGACACCUGGAGGUGGUGACUUACCUAGUCACUCACGGCAGUCAGUUAGAGACUUCAGACGUGUUUGGACAAACAGCUUUACAUUAUGCUGCUGAGUAUGGACAGAUUGAUGUAGCAAAAUGGAUAAUAGAUCAAGGAUGCAGUCCUUGGGUGAAAUCAAAACGGGGUGAGACUCCUUAUGAUCUGGUAAAAAUAUCACCGUAUUGUUCUGAAGAGAAGAAGAAAGAAGUGAUAGACUUCCUUAAGACUGUCAUGUCAAAGACAUCCCCAGAAGUAACUCCUGACACCCAUUUACAGGAACCUGCAGCACCAGUAGUUGAAGAUUCCAUCGGAAAAGGGCAACAGUCUGCCAUGUUAAGUCGUUUAUUAGGGAAGGGCAGCUAUGAAUCAUUUGAUAUGAGAUGCAUGGUAACCGGUCAAUUUUCUGUUGGGAAAACGACUCUUGUGAAGCUGUUAGCUGGGGAUGUCCUACCAGAAGGGCGACAUCCAACUGAUGGGAUUUCUCUGGUAGAAGGUCGCUGUGGCCUCGACAUUCAGUCAAAAGAGUGGAUUCUUGUUGAUCCAGACUCUUAUAAUGCCCUGGAUGUUGUGUACAGUAAGGUUUUAAUGACCUCUCUGGAAGAAGAGGAGGAGAGUGAACUUACCAACAAAGCUUCAGAUACAAGCCCAACUGGUUAUGCCAAAGCUACACUUUCCUCUUUGUCAUCAGAACAGUCUGCAGCAACACAAUCUCUGCCAUCAACGAAAUCCUCCAACGUGCCUCACACGGUCAAACAGAUGGAAAAGAAAAUGAGAACAAGAAUGACUAAAGAAGAAAUAAGAAAGAAAAUGGAAAAGUUCCUCAAAAGUGGGAAGUAUAAGAUGAAAGUCGGACGUCUUAUCUUCUGGGAUUUUGGUGGACAAUAUGUUUUUCUAACAACACAUCAGACCUUCAUGACGUUCCGGGCAUUGUUUCUUGUAGUAUUUGAUGGGAGCAAAGAUUUGAAUGAACAGGUCCCUGAUGUGAUGUGUUUUCCAGGGCAGCACAUGACGCCAACGCCAGCAGUAUUCUUGCAAUAUUGGGUCAAUUCCAUCCUGACCUAUUGUAAGGUUGUAUAUGCAGGCAUUCCAAAAAUUUUGUUUGUUGCCACUCACAAGGACAGAGUACCAAUGGAGAAUAUUGAGACCAGACGUGAAGAGCUUUACAGAGGAAUUGAGGAGUUGUUUAAAGACCACGAGGGAAAACAUCAUCUGGUCCUUAGACCUCUAAUAUUUGUCAAUGCCAAAGAUCAAGCCGACCCAGAAAUAGAAGUUCUGAAGAAAACAAUAACAGAACUUACAUUCGACCACCCAUGCUGGGGUGAAAGAAUGCCCAAUGCUUGUGUUCCACUAGAGCUAGAGAUCGCUGAACUAGUGGCAGAAGGAAAACAAAUAAUGUCAUUGGCUGAAGUUAAAGAAUUAAAUGCUAUCAGCGAGGUGUCUGUCCUGUCCCCUGAGCAGUUGACUGAUUUUCUACAUUUUCAUCAUUCUUUGGGGAAGAUUGUUUAUUUCGAUACCCCCCAGCUGAGAGAUAAUGUAAUGAUCAACCCUCUUCUUAUGGUGGAAGUUAUGAGAUCUUUUAUCACAGAUGUUGCAUUUUGGCCUAAAGAAAAGAAAACAAGGAAAACCUUCACAAAAAUGUCUGAAAAUGGAAUGAUACAAAAAGAAGACCUCUACCAGAUUUGGGAACAAGAAGAAUUCCGUCAGAUUUUACCAUUUAAAGAGUACAUAUUUGAUAUGCUGAUACAUCUAGAUAUCGUAUCUGAACAACGGAGAUAUGAUACAAAAACAGGAAGUCGUCUACCAAUAGAAAACUUCUUUGUACCCUGUAUGCUUACAGACAGAAAUAAUACAGAUUACUUGACACAAGAAUGUACACCAGAGAGGACUGUAAGUUUGGCCUUUGUUUUCAGAGGAACCAUCAUACCUCCAGCCUUACCAAACCGUCUAAUAUGUGCAUGUCUGAGUAUGUGGACAUUAAAAGAAUACCAAGGACGGAAACUUAUGUUUUCUGGGUUUGUUGGGUUAUCAUUUGAUAAAGAGCAUGAUAUUGUUGUCUGUGUAGAAGGAAAUCAGAUCUUACUGCAUCUAGUCCACAAGCGCUCCAAGGGGCUGAUAAUACCUGAUAUAGCCACCAGUGUCCGGGAUUGUUUGUUUGUUACUUUAGAAAGAAUCUCCGAAUUUUAUCAGUCCUCUAUUCAUUGUAAAGCCAGCAGCAAGUUGCCCUUCCUCACCGAGUACUCCUGCUCGAAAUUUAACUGUUUCACUUCAGAAAAGAAGUUGGUCUCCGAGACUGAGGAAUGUCUUUGUAAACACGGAGAAAACAUAAAAAAUAACUGGCGUAUUUGGAAUAAGAAAAAGGAACACAAGCAGUGUGAUGCUAAUUGUCCAGGUUUGAGUGAAGAUGCUUUAUCUCAGAUCCCAAGUAACACAGAGUUGCUUCGUCUGUCUGUUAAUUGUGAGACACGCAUGCUACACGAUUUGGCUCUCCAUCUUGGAAUGGAAGAAAUGGUAUGGAGUGAUAUGGUAGAAAAUUACCCAACAAAUACACAGAUGGUAAAGUUUUUGACACUGAUGCAUUUGAAAGAGAAUGAAAUAACAUUCACAGAAUUGGACAAUGGAUUGAGAGAAAUGGAAAUAACAGCACAUACAUUAUGUGUGGUACGUCAGAGAAAACAAGUGAAAUCUAGUAUUUCUGAUGAUAUUCUAGACUGUAUUCCAUCAGAUGAAAUUGUAGACAGAUUAGCACCGCUGAUUGGCAAGAUAGUUUUUCAACUAGGAAUAGAACUUGGACUGUCUGUAGAAGAAAUAGAGAGUAUCAAAGAGAUAUGUGAUCGUGAUUUGACAGCACAGAAUAAGGGAGUCUUGUUUACAUGGAGGAAAGACAGAACAGUGAAACCUACAAUACGGGUUCUUGAGCAAGCUUUUGUAAAUAUUGGUAAAGGAGCAAGGUGUUUAAAGGAGGUUGUAAAGGAUGUUGAUCCAAAUACACUUAAAGCAGUAGAAAUUGUAACAGAUAAAAUCAGGGAAAACGAAAACAGCAUCAUACAAGAUAUACAAAUCAGUCAGAUUUUAGACCAUAUGAUGACACAUCUGGUGAUAUCAGCAGACGACAGACGUUAUAUUGAACAUUAUCCUCGACAGGAUGAUCAGAACAAAGCAUUGCUGGAUAUUGUGAUCAAAAGGAGGGAACCUGUUUACAGUGUGUUUGUUGAUGGAUUACGUAUUUAUGGAUACGAAGAUAUCGCUAAUGAUUUGAAAUGUGAUUUCAGUCCAAGUCCAGUAUCUGCUGAAACUAAAGGCUUAUCAGUUUUUAAUGUUCCAUUAUAUAAAGUUCGUCUACAAAAGAACUACCUCAAGGUCAUCACUGAUAUACAACACGAAAACAUAGUCGAUCAUCUAAUAACAAGAGAGGUGGUGUCAGUUGAUGAUGGGAAGAAGAUAGAAUCUGGUAAAACACCACAGGAAAAGAACAGGAAUUUAAUGGACAUGCUGUUGCGUAAAAAUGAACAGGGAUUUAAUGAAUUUCUCAAAGCCCUACGAAAAGACUCAAUUUAUGCAGAUUUAGCAGAUCAAAUAGAGAAGACAGAAGUUACUAGCACAGAUAUGGCAACUCUUCAUAAAUGCUUCAAAUAAAAUAAAAGUAAUUUCUUUCAGAAAAAACAGCUAGAAAAACCAUCAGUUAACAAUUAAUAGAAGGAAGUAUUGUCAAUCCAAGGCAUUACGAUUUGGUCACUUCAAUAAUCCACUGUAAAUUCAAAAAUUAUUGCGUGCAUUUAUUAUUGCCUUUUUUUUAAAUGGGACAAAAAAGCGAUAGUAAUUAUUACAAUGUCAAAAGAAUCUUUAUACUAAUAUAGGUAUCAGUGUAAGAAUUUGAGUUCUUAUUAAUGUGAUACUCACUCAGUCGCAUUUUUCGCAUUAAUAAAAACCUCAAAAUAAUUUCUGAAUUUACAAUAUGUGAAUGAAUCACAAUGUAAUAGUGAUAACAAUCUUUUAUCUUAAACAUAUUUCAUGUGUGAGUGUCAUGCAUGGCAAGGAAAAAGCUAAAAUAUGUACUAACCCCUUUUAUGAGAGUUGAUUCCUACAAUCCCAAUAUCCAUUUGACGUGGCUCAGUAGUUAUACAGCCUGUCAUUUUGUUAUUGUGCUAUGGUAAAUUUUUGUAUUCUCGCUUUCGUUUUUGCCAAUAUGAUUCCUCUAUAUGCCUUUUUGAUUUUUAGCUCACCUGUCCCGAAGGGACAAGUGAGCUUAUGCCAUCACUUGGCGUCCGUCGUCAUCCGUCGUCUGUCGUCUGUCGUCCGUCGUCUGUCGUAGUAAACUAUUUCAAGAAUCUUCUCCUCUGAAACUACUGGGCCAAAUACUUUCAAACUUUAACUGAAUGUUCCUUAGGGUAUCUAAUUUAUAAAUUGUAUCCGAAGAUUUGAUCUAUCAACAAACAUGGUCGCCAUUGCUAAAAAUAGAACAUAGGGGUCAAAUGCAGUUUUUGGUUUAUAACUCAAAAACCAAAGCAUUUAGAGCAAAUCUGACAUGGGGUUAUAAUGUUUAUCAGGUCAAGAUCUACAAUGUAUCUGCCCUGAAAUUUUCAGAUGAAUCAGACAACCUGUUGUUGGGUUGCUGCCCCUGAAUUGAUCAUUUUAAGGAAAUUUUGCUGUUUUUGGUUAUUAUCUUGAAUAUUGUUAUAGAUAGAGAUAAACUGUAAACAGCAAUAAUGUUCAGCAAAGUAAGAUUUACAAAUAAGUCAAAUUACGGAAAUGGUCAGUUGACCCCUUUAGGAGUUAUUGCCCUUUAUAGUCAAUUUUUAACCAUUUUUCGUAAAUCUUAAAAAUCUUUUACAAAAUUCUUCUCCUCUGAAACUACUGGGUCAAAUACUUAUAAACUUUAACUGAAUGUUCCUUAGGAUAUCUGGUUUGUAAAUUGUAUCCGAAGUUAUGAUCUAUCAACAAACAUGGUCGCCAUUGCUAAAAAUAGAACAUAGGGGUCAAAUGCAGUUUUUGGCUUAUAACUCAAAAACCAAAGCAUUUAGAGCAAAUCUGACCUGGGGUUAUAAUGUUUAUCAGGUCAAGAUCUACAAUGUAUCUGCCCUGAAAUUUUCAGAUGAAUCAGACAACCUGUUGUUGGGUUGCUGCCCCUGAAUUGAUAAUUUUAAGGAAAUUUUGCUGUUUUUUGUUUAUUAUCUUGAAUAUAAUUAUAGAUAGAAAUAAACUGUAAACAGCAAUGAUGUUCAGCAAAGUAAGAUCUUCAAUUAAGUCAAUUUGACCAAAAUUGUCAAUUGACCCCUUAAGGAGUUAUUGCCCUUUAAGGACUUUUUUCACAAUUUGUUCAUCAUGUUGACUUACUUUAAAAAAUCUUCUCUUUUGAAACUGCUGUAUCAAUUUCAGCCAAACUUAGGCUAAAUGAGUUUCAGAGUAUUUAGUAUAAAUUUUAUAUUUUAUUUCCUUGUAUGUCAAGAAACAUAGCUACUAUGGCUAAAAUAGAACAUAGGAGAAAAUGAUUAUUUUUUUUGGCUUUUGAAGAAAAUAGGACGAUCCAAAAAACAUUUAAAUAAAUUGAAAAGCCAAAAUAAUCAUUGAUGAGAGAUUUAACCACAAGAAUUAAGGUGAGCGAUUCAGGCUCUUGAGAGCCUCUUGUUUUAUAAUGAUUUAGACUAUAACACAAUGUUUACUGCUGUAUCCUUAUUUUUGACAAUUUUACCUAUUAUGUCUAUUUACUUUGUUCACACACUGGCGUCAAUUUAAUGGAAUUCAAUGCGACUUUUAUACAAGUGAGAGGUUUAACUAGCUAGAAACCAGGUUCAGUAUACCAUUUUCGACAUAAGCAAAUGUUUGUACAAAAAUAGGAAUUUAAAAGUUGUUAUCUAUUCAUGAAGCGUGUUUGAGCACAUACGUCUAGAUGAACAAACCUUUGUGUUUUUGAUAAUACAUAAUUUUGUAAACAGAUAAUUUGCACACGUGAUAUGUCAUAUCUACUGCGCAGGUUAUACCCGUUAGAACGUAACAACCGCCAGUAGUUGCAUCAACCCGUUGAUUGUAAAAACUCGUAAAGUAUACUUAAUUUGUUAUGCUGGUGGGUAAACCAGCUGUGUUUAGAAAUCAAUUAAAUUUAAACUUAUCAUCAUUUGUAAAGUUACUUUUUUUUUGUAUAGUUAUAUAAUACCAUUUACAUGUUGGACAGAGAUCAACUGAUGAACUGCUAGAUUGAAAUUGUUUGUAAAUAAAUGGCUAUUAUUAUGUCUUUCUUUCUGUAAUGUGUAUACAAGUAUCAGUCUAUAUUUGUAAUUCCCCAUUUACAAAGGUUGCAUUUCUGUAAAUAUAAACAGUGCAAUUUAUCAGUAAACAGGACAGUGUAAUUUCUCAGUAAGCAGGACAGUGUGAUUUCUCAGUAAACAGGACAGUGUAAUUUCUCAUUAAACAGGACAGUGUGAUUUCUCAGUAAACAGGACAGUGUGAUUUCUCAGUAAACAGGACAGUGUGAUUUCUCAGUAAACAGGACAGUGCAAUUUCUCAGCUGCUUUUACAGCUUUAACUGUACCAUGUUUACACUGAAGUUUCGCACGAAUUUGUAUCCAAGAAUGGAAAGUUCAUUAGCACUUUUAUUUUUCAAAGGUCAAAACGUAAGUCUGUGCAGCAUGUUUUCAACAAUUAUAUACCUCAAACUUAUAAGAGUUUAAACUGAUACACAUAUUAUGUACUUUCUCACCCUUCACGUUUGGUCAUACUCAGAAUUUAGUUUGGCAGCUACACAUGUGUAUUUAUACUAGUUAAAAAUUCCCCAGUAUUCUAAAGUAUGUACAUAUGAAAUAACUAAAUCAAAGACCGAAUCUUGUCCUUCAUGCAUUUCUUAUGGGGGUGUCCGAGUGAUUAUAUAGUCUAAUGGAUACUAAAGUAUGCACAUAUAAAAUAACUAAAUCAGAGACCGAAUCUUGUCCUUCGUGCAUUUCUAAAAUCAUGACAGCAGCUUAUUUAAAUGUAAGCUUGUAAAUAAAAAUGUCUCUUCAUCAAUAAGGUUUUGAACAAAAAUGCAUUUAAUGCAUAUUCACCAUUUCCUUUCUCAAUUUUAUCUGUUCUAUCAAAUGAAAUAAUGGUUAUGCCCCACGUACGAUAGUAGAGGGCCAUUAUGUGUUCUGGUCUGUGUCUUCAUUCGUUCGUUUGUUCGUUCGUCCGUCUGUGCGUCCGUUCGCUUCAGGUCAAAGUUUUUGGUGAAGAUAGUUUUUGAAGAAGUUGAAGUCCAAUUAACUUGACACUUAGUACACAUGUUCCCCAUGAUAUGCUAUUUCUAAUUUGCAUGCCAAAUUAUAGUUUUGACCCCAAUGUCAUGGUCCACUGAACAUAGAAAAUAGUGUAAAGUUCAUGUUAAAGUUUUUGGUCAAGGUAGUUUUUCAUGAAGUUAAAGUUACAUUAAUUUGAAACUUAGUACACAUGUUCCCUUUGAAAUGAUCUUUCUAAUUUUAAUGCCAAAUUAAAGUUUUGACCCCAUUUUCACGGUCCACUGAACAUGGACUAUGGACACAUUCUUGUUCAUUCAUCAGAAAAACGGAAUUUGAAUUCAAAUAGAUCAGUGAUAAUUGUUUGGUUAUAUUAUAUAAUCAAAUAUUUGAAAGUGUUUGAGAACAUAUCACAAAACAUUUAUGGACUUACAAAUUGUGCGUCUCUACGGUUAUCUACACCAUGUGUUGUUUCUUUGUGUUUAAGCGUAAUGCUAUACAACUUUCUGUUUGAUUCGCCCUUUUAACAUUUUUAUUAUACUCAAUAAUAUUCAAUAGAGAUUAGAUUUUGUGAGGCCCCUCAUGGGGGUGUCCGAGUGAUCAUAUAAUCAUAUUUUUUUUAACAAUAUAAUCACAGAAUCAUUAAUUGUUUUUCUAAACAAGAUAAUCAAAUAAUCAAAAAUACAGUUCUAGUUAAUUAAAUAAUCAUAAAAUAUUUGGUCUUGUAACCGAAUAACCAAAUAACCAUUAUUAAAACAGCUGAAUAAAGAAAUACUCAAUAACCCCACGAGGAGGCUUUAUGUCGGAUAUGAUUUUACAAUAAUAAUAAUAGUAUGAUUUCAGGCUUGAUAAUUUUUUCCUUGCACUCAAUCACCCCAAAUGUGUACUAAAAAAUCUUAUGCCAGAUGUGUCGUCAAUUUGUCAGCCUUUUUCAAUGCUUAUACAUUUUGCCUUCAAACAGUUAGCUAUAAAUUAAUACAACUGUUUUAUUUUAAAUAUAUAGAAACUUUGUUAUUUACAAAUAAUUAUGAUAUGAUACAGUUGUGUUUUGUUGUUGAUGUUAUUAUUGUAGCACGUUGUGUGUAAGAACUGUCUUAUGUUUGUAUAUAUGUAUAGACUGUUUGUGCAUUCUACUACCCUUAAAGGUAAAA